UUAUUAUCUUUGUUUAAUUAUUUCAAGAAUUCAAUUCCAUACCUAUAUAAAUAUACAUAUGGAGACAUCAGAUCAAACACUAAUUUAAGCUACAUCGAUCCCUGCAUCUUCGAUCAUCUUUAUUAGCAAUUUCGACCUCUUAUUCUAUACUGCCAAUAACAUGGAACAACGCCAGUUACAGCCUCCCACCAGCAAUGUUUAUGAACAGGUUAAUAGUCCUCAUCAAGAAGAUCUGCUCCGCCGGAAGGAGAAGCGCAAGAAAUUACUCGUAUGGGUAGUCCUCUUCUUCGUAAUUCAGUGUCUGGUAAUCGUAUUCUUUGCCGCUGUGUACAUGAAGGUCAAGCCGCCCAAAUUCCGGCUCCGCUCAGCCACACUCCAUGGCUUCGUUUCUUCUCCGAAUAAUUCCUCGUUCCGAGGGACACUGAAUGGUACAAUGGGAGUGAAGAAUCCAAAUUUCGGGUCUUUCAAGUACCCAAACAGCUCAGUUCAGUUCUUUUAUUUGGGGUCUUAUCUUGUCGGGGAGGCCCAUGUGGUAGGUUCCAAGGCUGGGAUUAAAUCUACCAAGAAAGUCAACUUUCAGGUCAACCUGUUGUCAGACCAUAUCACUGCUACCGACCAUAAGCAGCGCCUUCAGAGCGAUCUGAACUCCGAGAACUUGACGUUGACCGUGCGGUCAACGUUGAAGGGAAGGGUUAAGUUAAUGUUCGGCAUGAUGAAGAAGAAGAAAAGCAGUGAAAUGGAUUGCACCCUCACCAUUGAUUCCAGCAACAAAGCAAUCCGAGAGUUCAAAUGCAAAUAGCAGCAUUUGAACUGAUGAUAAUAGUAUGUGCUUGAUGAUGAUGAUUUUGUUUUUAUUUUUAUACAUACUGUAUUUCUUGUUAUUAUUUUCUUCUCUGUUCGAUCAAUCCGUGCAUGCCUGUUAUCCAUAUCAUUUGUUUUCAGUGUGUAUGUAAUUCUUGCAUGAUAAUAAAAAUUUCAUAUUUUGGUUUUUAUUGAGUA
Messenger RNA from Cuscuta europaea, 999 nucleotides. Lineage: Eukaryota; Viridiplantae; Streptophyta; Magnoliopsida; Solanales; Convolvulaceae. The record is from the annotation of a GenBank genome assembly.